Messenger RNA from Dermacentor silvarum, 1361 nucleotides. RefSeq names its product PI-PLC X domain-containing protein 3-like. Gene Ontology annotation, molecular function: phosphoric diester hydrolase activity. Gene Ontology annotation, biological process: lipid metabolic process. NCBI's taxonomy places the organism in Eukaryota, Metazoa, Arthropoda, Arachnida, Ixodida, Ixodidae. The record is from RefSeq and is a predicted model, not a curated record.
UCCUAGGUCAUGUGGGUGUGGUGGUUCUACGCAACUGGUACCGAGCAUGCUCAUCAGCUGGACGGUGCUUGCGUGCUUGCUGAUCCUGCGUACGAGCGUGCAACUGACGGCGCUGUGGAUAUGGCAGCGGUAACGGACGGGGACGCGUCGUCCCAGUUGGAAAAUUGGAUGGGCAACUUGCCGGAGGAACUGCAAAAUGUACCGCUGAACCAUCUAGCCAUACCAGGAUCACACGACAGCUGCAGCUAUACCAUAUCACCACAAGCGGAAAUAGCACCAGACAACGAAUACUACUGCAACAAACUCUUGAAACUGCUCGGGCCCAUUGGAAAGCAAAUUAUGUACAGCUGGUCAGUCACUCAGAACAUCACUACUAAGGAGCAGUUGCAAGCUGGUAUCCGCUACUUCGACAUAAGGAUAGCCGUCAGGAAAGAUCCCAAAGAUGAAAAUUUGUACCUUAUACACGGGCUCUUCGGCGCCGUCGUCGACAACUUCCUCGUUGAAGUCAAGGAGUUCUUGGAAAGCCACAAAAAGGAAGUCAUACUGGUUCAUUUCCAACAUUUCUACAACAUGACGGACACUGACCACAACCGUCUCCUGAACAAGUUGACAAGUGCAUUUGGGCCACUUAUGUGCCAGUUCACCACAGACCUGGACAACAUCACUCUUGCGUCCCUGUGGCGACGUGGAUAUCAGAUGAUCACCUUCUAUGGUCAUGAAAAGUUGGCCAAGUACCAUCCAUAUCUUUGGCCUACAAGCUACAUCCCAAACCCUUGGCCAGAUGAUGAUGAAGCAACACGCCUGGUUACGUUUUGGAACCAAACUUUGCAGCAGGGACGUGAUCCCAAAACGUUUUUUGUGCUUCAGGCUGUAGGCACUCCUCAACCAUCAACGGUCACCAUGCACAUCUGCAACAGCCUCAGGGUCUACAUAGUCCCCAAGGUAAAUGCACUCCUGGAAAGCUGGCUUUCCAGCCAAGUGCCCGGAAGUGGGAAUCACACAUGCAAUGUCAUCAUGUCCGAUUUUGUGGAGAUGAACAACUACCGAAUUCCAAAAAUGGUGGUGGAAUUGAAUCAGAAGCUUCUGCGAAGUGCGUCUGCCAGUGCAGAAGAUGAGAUGGUGUGACCUGAAGGAGAAAGCAGGCUGUUGACUCUACAGCAACUCUGCUUACGCUGCUCUCGCAUGCUGCAAGAACUUAUUGUACUUUGCUGUUCCAGCAAAAAAAAAAAAAAGAAAAUCCUUGUAUAUAUAGGGCAUAUUGUGCUGCUGGGCAAUGCUUGUUAAAAGCAGACUCAACACAAAGAUAUUUUCUCUUUGUGUCACGUAAUUUGCUGUUUAAGCAAAAAAAAAAAAAAAAAGAA